CAGAGCAUGCGUUCUUUAUGAUUAUUAUAUUUGAUUCGAUUUUAUCAUUGUUUCCAUGCAGUUGAUGUGCAAUUUUGUAUGCAUGUUAUGAGGAAAUGAACGAUAAGGAUUUUUGGAUAUUUGUUUAUAAUAAAUCUUUUGUAAGAUUUAAAUAACAUGGAAGAUAAUUUGCCAAGUAGUAAUAAUUUUGGUGAGGAGGAUAACGAUAGUGAUUUAGAAUCCAGAUUAUAUGCUAACAUUUAUCAUGUGCCAGUAGAAUCUGAGGUUCCUACUGAAAAGCCAGUUACUUCAAAAAGUUUUCCUAAUAAGACAAAGAACAUGGAUAAUAUUGCAAUAUUAGAUAAUGAUAAACAAAAUGCGAAAAGUAAUUCGAACGAAUCUUUUCGACAAAAUGAACAAGUAAUUAAUAACGAUUUGAAAAAAGUUACACAUGUAAAUUUGAUUGAAAAUGUACAGAAUAGAGAUACAGAUCCUUAUGUGUUUAAUGAAAUUGUUGAAGAGGAAGAAAGUAUCAAGCUCAGGAGAAAAAAGAGUAAAAAAAAGAAAGCGAAAAAUUCUGAAAAUUUGUUCUCUGAAGUUCUUAAUAAGGGUAACAGUUCAUUAGACGAUCAUUCUACUAUUAAACAAUCUGAUAUUACAAAUAUCAAUACUUCAAAGAAUAAAUGUAAAGAAUCGAAACAGAAGAAACAAAACACAGAAAAUUUAAUCACUAAGAUAGGUUCACUAGGUUCACAAGAAUCUAUUAAACAAAUUCAUAAUAAGAAACAUAAGGAAACUACACAAAUAGAAAGUAAGUACACUACCCUUGAUAAAGCAGAUAAGAAAAAGUUACAUGAUGCUGAGCGUUGCAAAAAUAAAAAAAAAGCUGAGAUCGAUUCUGAUUCGGAUGAAUCUAUAUUAGAAUUACCAGUUCCUCCUAAACCUCAGCCACCUGUCAUUAAUUUAAAUGAUUCCGAUGAAGAGAACGCAGUGAUUAGUAAGAAGAAAACGAAGAAAAAAAAAUCUUUUAAUCAUUCAGAUUUAUAUACGAGUAAUUUCAAAGAUCAAGUGAAAAAAGCACUAUCCAAAUCGCAAUCUGAAUUAAAAUCUUUAAACGACUCAGAAAUUUCAAUGGAGAUGGAGGACAUUGUUUUAAAUUGCACAGAAAUAUGUAAAGGCGCUUCCAAUAUUAAUGAAAUUAAAGAAAUGAAGAAAAGUGCUCAGAAAAAACUAGAUUUUACAAAGGAAGUAAAUUCAAAUGUUCAACAACAAUCCAAUAAAGUUAAUAAUAAAAAAAAUAAGUCUGGAAAAAAAAUGGUUGAUUCGAACAAUAAACAUUUAGAGAAUAAAAAUAAAAGCAAUGUAGACCAAAACCUUGUUGAAGAACAAAAUAAUACAUUAGCAUCCAUGUGUACCACAAAAAAUUUACAAAAUGAUACAUCCGAAACUAAUUUAGGAAAUACAAAUAUAGAUUUCACGCAAGAUAUAUUGCCUGAUAAUGAAUAUGUUAUGUCGCAGAAUAUAUCAAGUCCAAAUAAUAAAAGACAAUUGGAAAGGGAAAAUGAAGAAAAUAUUGACAAUGUUAAACGAACAAAACAAAGUGAAAAAUGUUCUAAAAAUCAAGCGAGUACAAGCAGUACUAGUAACGAGCAAGAGAAUAAAAAUAAAUCGGACAAUUCCUUUUUUCAACCUAUGUCUAAAAAGUUAAAAGCUUUUUAUAAUAAUCCUCGUGGUCAAGAGAACUUUGAUGUUAAAGAAAUUCAAAGAAAAAUGUCCAAAGAUCCACGACUUUGGGCUAUUUUAGAUGAUGAUUUGACAUUAAAACCCAAGAAUCUAAGAUGGAAAUUAAGAUGUACUUACUGCCAUCAAAGUGGUCAUAUGAGAUAUAAUUGCAAAGAAGUAAAAAAAUCAACUACAUGCUAUAUAUGCGGCCUUGACAGUCAUAGAGGAUCACGGUGUAUACAAAGAUUCUGUCUCACGUGUGGUAAAAAACAAGACACGUUCAGACCAACUUGCGAAACCUGCAGAAAGCUUUAUUGUAAAAUGUGUUCUGCAGUAGGUCAUGUUCAUACCGAAUGUCCAGAUCUUUGGAGGAGAUAUCAUCAAACAACAACUACAGAUCAAAUAAGUAUUCCUUUAAACGUAUUGGGUGUAAUGAAGCCUGCCGAUCGUCUCUUUUGCUGUAACUGUACAAAACGAGGUCAUGAUUCCUCUACGUGUGAAGACUACAGAUGGUCGCAACAUUUUCCUACACCAUCGUUUGUAUCAAAUUAUACAGAUGGUCCAACUUAUGUUGAUAACAUAAAUGAGGUAAAUGACAAUAACACGCUGAACGCAAUCAGUGAAAAGUCUAAUAAAGACAUAAUUACUAAUGUCCAUGUAUCGGACAAUCUUUUGCCAUUUCCUAAAGAAUUAAUAAAAAAAAAUAUAAGCCAAAAGAAAGCAUUUCCAAAAAAUGUGUGGGAAAAAAAACGUAAUAUUGCUUUUGUCAUAUAUGAGUGUGGUUAUUUUUAUACAAUAGAAAAUAAUGGAAUGGAAAUUACAUAUAUUAUAACCGCAAGAAAAGGUUUCAACACGUACAACAUAAUGGAAUGUAAAGUUGUUCCAUAUUUUGUAGAAAAGUUGCAGAAUCUAUUUAUGUUUCAUGUGAAAAUAUAUAAAACAAAAGGUUCAAACAAUGAAAUAGUCUUGCGCGUCAGAACAUUUGCUCAUUUAAUAAAUGGCUUAUGCAGGCUUAUUCUAUAUUGGCUAAGUCUUGAUGAUGAUGAAAAGAAUCACGUAAUGUUUAUGGAUUUACCAUUACAACGAACAGAUUUGAUACAUUUUUUAGAAUCAGAAAUAAGUAAAUUACGAAAAGAAACGGGUAAUGCUCUUGAUCUAUAUAAUACCAUAAAUUCGAUAAAAGGUGAAUUAUAUAGUUCAAUAAAUGAAGAAGUACAUGUAAAUUUGGUGACUCGUUUAAGAGUGACACAGAAGAAAUUACUUUCGAUAUUGAAUAAUCAUCCUAAUUUACGGACAAUUCUUGAAGAAAUUCACGAAUUUAUUCAAAUUCUAAAACAAUUAACAGGAACGGAUGUACCUCUUCAGGCAUACCUUCAAAUUCUAACAGUCUAUAAUUUUGUAUUUGUACCUCACACUCCACCAAAAUCUUUUGUAAAUAAGUAUGGUAAAUAUUCAAGUCCAAAGCUAAACAGAAAUACACGUAAGUGUAAUGCUAAGACUAAUUCUCUCUCGAAAAAUAUUCCAGUUUGGGAAGAUUUACACAUGCAAAAUAAAAUGAACCAAUCAUUUAUUGACAUUUUACCAAAUAAUCCAGAUUAUCAACUAAGUCAAGGAUCUAAUAGUAAUAAUCUAACAGUUUGUUAUCCUGUUCAAAAUGAACCUUCAAAUAGAAAUGAUUUUAUACAUUUAGAAAAUUCAACAGCAACAGAUAGUCACAUGGUAUAUAAUAAUUCAAUUGAAUAUAGUAAUAGAACGGAGAAGAAUAUUAAUCCCCAGAAUUACAGGAUUUCAGAAUAUAAUUAUAUACCAGAACCAGCUAUAGUUCCAAAUGAAUGUUACAAUGAUAAUAAUGCUUUAGAUAGAAAUACAAUUGAUUAUAAUUUGCCAUCUACGUCGUACGAUUUAUAUCCAGUAGAUAACACUUCUGAUAAAUAUACAAAUAUUACCGUAAAUAUGUCAAAUAAAAAUAAAGCUGACGAAACUGUUGGCAAUCGUGAAUUAAAUAUGAAUAAUUCUAAAAUUGACGAGUAUCAGAAUAGUGAUAAAUGUACAAAUAUCAUUGUUAGUGUAUCUAAUAAGGAUCAAAUUCGUACGUGUAAUAUUGAAAAUGAGAAAGAACAACCGAAAAAUAAUAAAUAUACUAAUAUUACUGUUAGUAUAUCUAAUAAAGAUCAGAAUCGCUAUGCUACCUGUUCAUCAUCAAAUUUAAAUAAUUUUACAAAUGAUAAUAGCCAAAGUACUGAAGUUAAUUAUCCAGAAAAUAAUCAUUUGAAUGAUGAAAAUAAUUCAGUGUGCAUAGAAAUAAAUAAAAAUGCACACAGUCAAAUAGAAACAAAAUCUUUAAAAGAAGAUAUAAAAAAUAAUAAAAAGGCCAAAAAGUCUAAUAAAGAAAUCAAACUGGCUAAAGCAGGUCAAAAGAAAGGAAAGAAUAAAAAACCAAAGGCUAAUGUUACAACUAGACAACUAAAUAUGGCAAAAGAAAAACUUUCCAAAUUACAAAAUUUGCAAUAUAUUAUUCAGCGAAAAUUAAGUAUGUGCACAUCAGAUGAUCCUUAUUAUUGGAAAACAUUUGUGAAUAAGAUUGGAAAGAUAGUAAAACGUUGUAAAAUAGUACAUAUUACAAAAGCUGUAAGCGUUUUGAAUGAAAAAAUUCAACAAAAUACUUUAAUAAGAAAGAAUAUUUGUAUGCUUGAAAGAAUGGUAUAUAUGGAGCUUCUGCAUCAGAAAGAAAUAAAAAAUUUUUACGAUCGAUUUGAUAAUGCUUCUUCAGAAGGGAAUGUGAAUAUAUGCUACUAGCAUAAUAUUAUUAAUAUAUUUUAUAUUAAUAAUAAGUUGAAUAGUUUUCGAAAGAGAAAUAUGAAUUAUUAUUCAUGAAAUAUAGAUGGAAUGGUAAUGUAUAUUUUAAUUUGGUUUUCUAACUGUAUAAAGUGCAUAUAGAUAUUUGCAUAUCAAUUAUACAGAAAUUAAUUACUGUUAAGUUCAAACUUACAUUUAUGUAACACAUAAAUUAAUAUCCGAUUUUAAUUUUGCAUUUUUAACAUAAUUAUGUCAUAUGCAUUUUCUUAUAA
Molecule: messenger RNA, 4769 nt
Organism: Polistes canadensis
Lineage: Eukaryota; Metazoa; Arthropoda; Insecta; Hymenoptera; Vespidae
Gene: Zcchc7
Exons: 5
Coding region: 157-4497 (1446 amino acids)
Molecular function (GO): nucleic acid binding; zinc ion binding
Source: RefSeq, a predicted model, not a curated record